UAGGCGUUGGUGUCGGGGCCAUAAAUAAGAGGGUCCUAUGUCAGGGAAAUUAGAAGUCAGUUAACAUAAGCAUAUACUCGGAGCGAGCAUUAGAGGGCUUUCCUAAACCACCCAAGCCUGCCGAAAUUGAACUGCAGGCGGAAGAACUCAGAGAGCCGUUAGGAAGUUUAGAGAGAAAACCAACAGUAAGAAAGCAUUUUCUCCUGGCUGACCGACCAGCUGUGCUUAAGGCAACAUGAACGCUGUAGCCAGCACCUUGUUGUUUCCAGUGCUUCUGCUGCUGACCCACAGGAUGGAGGAGCUGGUGGAGGCGUGCAGCUGUGCCCCGGCUCAUCCGCAGCAGCUCAUCUGCGACUCGGCUUUAGUGAUUCGAGCAAAAAUAUCCAGUGAAAAGGUGGUUCCUGCCAGUGAUGAUCCUCUUGAUACCCACAAAAUGAUCCGGUAUGAAAUCAAACAAAUAAAGAUGUUUAAAGGCUUUGAAAAGCUCAAGGAUGUUCAAUAUGUCUAUACUCCUUUUGAUUCGUCACUCUGUGGAGUGAAGCUAGAAGCUAACAACAAAAAGCAGUAUCUUUUGACAGGUCAAAUUUCAAGUGAUGGUAAAGUCCUCAUCCAUUUGUGCAACUACAUUGAACCAUGGGAUGAUUUAUCCUUGUCUCAAAAGAAGAGUCUUAAUCAGAGAUAUCAGAUGGGCUGUGGCUGCAAAAUUACUACCUGCUACAUGGUGCCCUGUUCAAUCACCAUGCCAAAUGAGUGCCUCUGGACAGACUGGCUGAUCGAAAGAAAGCUAUAUGGGCACCAAGCCAAGCACUACGCCUGUAUCAAGAGAAGCGAUGGCACUUGCAGCUGGUACCGAGGUGGUCCUCCCCCAGAGAAAGAGUUUAUUGAUAUCAGCGAACCUUAAAAAGAUCACUUCCUAAAAAGCUUUGGAGUCUAAUUCCAUCAAACAUUGCACGCUCACAGCUUUGAAUUGCCAUCGUCUAAUGUAUCUGUUGCUUAGAAACAAAAACAAAUUGUCCUGUACAGCUGAAGUACGAGUCUGUGGAAUUGGCACUCACGCCAGAUGAGGAACAAAUCUCCUGGAGGUAGCUGCUCUGUACAGUUAUGCUUUGUACAGAGAGGCUCAAGCUGAGAGUGCUCCUCUGUGUCCUCUAAGGCAUAACAAGUUUCCCUUUUACCCAUAUGAAUGUAUGAGAACAAAAUAAUUGCCAGAGUUUUGCCCCCUAUUUCUGUUAACCUACAGAUUAAGAGAGCCCCAGGUUUUAUUCAAAAACCUUUCUGAUGAACUACGGAAUGUUUUAUAUAACUAUUUUUUUCUGUAUGAAAGUCUUCUGAUACAAAAGAAUUAUUGUACAGUGUAUAUGUAAAGUAUUAUAACAAUGUGCUAUUAAAAGAAAAAAGAUUAAAAAUUCCCUGUAUUUCCUUAUCUGUUGAAACAAGUUGAACGCUUCUGUGAUUAAAACAGUACGUGCUCCAUAUUUUGAGUGUUACAUCACAGCUUUCUUUAUCUACAGAGUUGUAACUUGCUUUGAUAACCAAGUUAAAAAACAGCCUUGAUAAUCAAAAUCCUCUUACCCAAGUCGAUACUGCUAUGGACUAGCUAUACCUUGCUGAAAGAGAAGCCAGAUGUUCUAAUGCUUCAGCAUUUUAUGGAACCAACACAAAUAAUGACAGGCUAAAACUGCUUUUAUUUACAGAAACCAUGUCCAUCAUCACAGCAGCUGUAGUACUUGAUAGUGCCUCUCUAAAUAUGUGAUUAGGUCAUUGUAUUUCAGCACCGUUAAGAGCCUUGGCUUUAGAAACUCCUGUAAAAUAUAUAUGCAAUAUAUAUCGAAUAACUUACACUGCAAGUGAUUUCUAAAAAGCUCUCAAAUAUUUCACCAUAUUUUAGUUUAAAUUUACAUUAAUGAUUUUUCAUUCAUGAAUACCAAUCAUAAUCUGUCUUAUUGAAUUUUGUAACUCAUAAACUUAUACUAGAAAAGUUUUACCACAUAUUUUGCCUUUUAGUUUUUUAGUGUUCUGACUUUUAUGAAUCGAUUACUGUAGUUAGUAACUAAUCUCAUACGUAUUUAAGUUUACAAAAGUAACUCAAUUCAUAGUGGUAAAACUUAAGAAAUUAUUUCAGUAAAUGCCAAAGUUUAGACAGUGGUCCAGCUGCUUGGGUUCUAGAAACUGAAUGAGAACCAUCGUGCAGGAUAUGAAUCUGUAAUAGCUGCCAUUUCUGAUAUAUUUUACUCUCCUAUUUUCUUCAUUGGGUUUCUUUCACUUCAUUCUAAUUUUGUCUAGAAAUUACUCUCACAUAUUCCACAUAUGAGAAUUUUUAACAAGAGGCAGAGAUUUAGACAGUUCUGUUCUCGUCUGGUUAGAUCAAGUCUAUCUCAAGGUUUAACACAAACGCUUUACUCAUUCCUGCUAACCAUAGUGUGAUGUUUCCAGCCUAUGGGCUCAUUAAGAAUCAAAGCUGUUACUGCCUGUUGGUUCAAGGGUCCAGUGUCCCAAAUAGCUCCUUCAGUCUGUUUCCAACAGAGUCCUUACAAAAUCAUUGGGACUCCAACUUACAUAGAAGAUACGUACAUCUUUAAGUGUAUGGGCAUCUUCCAUUUGAUUCAAUGAAGUUGUCAUUUGGACACAAACCUCAGCGUGCCCCAUGUACCUUGUCACCCCCUAAAGGAUGUUGUAUUGGAUAUAUAAUGCAUACUUGAAAAAAACACCUGUAUAUGUGACUUUUGUGACAUAUUCUGCUCCUGUUUGUAAUGUUUGUUUUGACAAUUGCAUGAAUCCGUAUUUAAAGGAUAGUUUUGAAAACACUGUUAUGAGAAUAAGUAUUCUUUUUUACUUUUUUUUUUUUUUUGUGGCUAAAUGUAUGCAAUUCCAAUGAAGUGCAAAGGGUGCAAGGCCAACAGGAACGCAUGCCGUCAUUCCUUUGAGGAGCAUAUGUUCCUCAAUAGCCAAUGUUUCGUUAUUUACUUUAAAGCAGUGUUUCUCUUUUAAGUUACAAUCCUAAAUCAAAGCACCAUAUAUUUGUGCUGCCAAAUGUAAAUCCUAGCUUGUUUUCUGUUUUGCUAAAGACAAACCAAAAACUACCUAACACUAAUCUGGACCAUGGACUUAUUAUGGCUACUUAUAUAAAUGAAAUAAAAAGGCUACAUUUCUUCUAAAAAGGAGCUGAUGUAGCAGCGACAAUAUUGACAUUGCUAUUUAUUGUCAGUGUUGUGCAUUUAUAUUACAAACUUACAGAAAGACUUAAAAAACAAACCUUAUUUCCUCACGUCAAACCAAAACAAUUCCUAGACAAGCCUGUAAGAGCUUAAUAACCAUACAAAGUCUGAAUCCGGGACAUGGCUAAUUAAUAUUCAGUACAUGUACAGUGUAGCAUUUGUUUCCAAAUCCAUUUUGAUGUCAUGGUAUCUUCUGAAUAGCACUCCACAGCAAACAGAUAUUUUCUGAUUUUUAACUCAACAUAGUUCUGUUUCUACUUCAGUUUUACAGUAACUAGACCUUAAACUCAACUAACCCAACUCAGAUUGCCUUCUUUAUGUACCUUGUAAAAAUAAAUGUUCUCUUCGAUAUUUAUGAACAAACUGUAAUAUGAAUUGUACACCAUAAUUACUUGUAAAAACAUUUUAUAUUUGACCUGCCAUAAAAUAUAACACAAUAUAACAUAAAAUAUAACACAAGGUGUUUCAAAACUAAUGGCCAUCCACUUUGAUUUCUGUCUGAGCACUUAACUGGCCAAACUUUCUGCAAGGUAUGAAGUUUUUUGUACAAAUGUACAAAAGUACAAAGUACAAAGUGGGAUUUUUUUCCCCUGCAUAUCAAUAAAUAUGGCAAGAAAAGCUUUACAAAAAAAGCCUCGCAGAAUGAGUUUUUAUUUUCCCUGGGAUUCAGAACUGAUACAGAUUAUGAAAAGGAUUAACUUCAACGCAGCAUUCUGAAUAUGUUACUUUCCUAUCAAGAUUUUCGCUCUAGUGGCAUUGAUAUAUUAUCAACAGCAGAAUAUUUUUACAUUUUAUUUUUACUUCUUGAAACUGUGUAUGUGUUACAUGAAAGGUUAGAGGAGAAGUAUAGCCUGGUACAACAUUUGAUUUUAAUCUGAAAAUGACUCACAUGACUUAUGAUAAGAGUAGGGAAAAGAAUGAAGAAGGGAGACUGUACAGGUGAAUGGUAGAAGAAACACCACCUUGAAUAUUACUGGCUUUUUCUCAUGUUCCAGUUAAGUUUUAAUUAAAUUGUCCAACAAUUAUGUCAGAAAAGCCAGAGUUCUUUUCAUGACAGAGAACGUAAGAGGUGGGAAUGUAGUGAAACAAAGGGAACUAAUUACUGAGGGAAAGGCUGUAGAUAUGACUCAACUAGCAAUGAGGUUAAAAAGCCUUACAGUGUUUUGUAUAAUCAGUCUGAGAUGAAUGUUUCUUGUUUCAAAAAGUGUUUCAUUAAAGCAGCUCCAUUUUUACACAAAAGAAUGGCAUCUUUGUUUA
Molecule: messenger RNA, 4472 nt
Organism: Falco peregrinus (peregrine falcon)
Lineage: Eukaryota; Metazoa; Chordata; Aves; Falconiformes; Falconidae
Gene: TIMP4
Product: TIMP metallopeptidase inhibitor 4
Exons: 5
Coding region: 236-901 (221 amino acids)
Biological process (GO): negative regulation of membrane protein ectodomain proteolysis; negative regulation of endopeptidase activity
Cellular component (GO): extracellular matrix
Molecular function (GO): metalloendopeptidase inhibitor activity; protease binding
Source: RefSeq, a predicted model, not a curated record